This is a messenger RNA of Corylus avellana, 1061 nucleotides long. Its product is annotated as SAGA-associated factor-like protein. The record is from RefSeq and is a predicted model, not a curated record. NCBI's taxonomy places the organism in Eukaryota, Viridiplantae, Streptophyta, Magnoliopsida, Fagales, Betulaceae. Gene Ontology annotation, cellular component: DUBm complex; SAGA-type complex.
CACUACAACUCUUUUUUGAAAACUAGCUGCUUUUAGGCCUUGUCACCACGAACUCGAUCCAAAUUCCCCUUCCCAAAGUAGCGACGGCGAGGUCACAGUACUCUCUCUCUUUCUCUCUCACUCUGUUUGUUAUUCAGAUUGGUGGCACUUUCUCUCACCGCCCUUCAAUAGUUUCCUGGCAUCACAUCGGACCUAGCAGCGCUGCUCCUAAGACUAAUGUCAGUUCCUAACGAGGAUAAUAUGACAUCUCAUUCUCAGCUUUCAUCUCAUUUUUUGGGGGAUCUCCUUGAUUCCAUAAUUGUUGAUGUCGCAUCUGAGUGUCAUCGAAUAGCAAGGUUGGGCCUUGAUCGUAAUUUGGAAGAAGAGGAGGAAGAAUUGAGGCUGUCAGCACAAGCCCGGGUAAGGGUAGCUGAUCCCAGUAAUAGUGGUGAAGCUAAUAGCAAAUAUGUGGUUGACAUAUUUGGACAAACUCAUCCUCCUGUAGCCAAUGAAAUAUUUGAGUGCAUGAAUUGUGGUCGAUCUAUAAUGGCUGGGAGAUUUGCCCCUCAUUUGGAGAAGUGCAUGGGAAAGGGUAGAAAGGCUCGACCGAAGGCAACAAGAAGUAGCACGGCUGCACAGAACCGGUAUUCGAGAGGCAGCCCUGUUUCCACAUAUUCUGCUUAUUCAAAUUCCACCAGCACAAACCGGUUAUCAAACGGAACAUCCGGUGCUGCAGGUGAGGAGUACUCAAAUGGCACAUUUCCAGAGCCAUGAAACUGAUGAGCUUGUCAGGCCAAUGACCGAUACCAUCAUAUACCUGGCUGAGGAAAUAUGUUUCAGUUCUUCUUUUGGUGGGGGCUGAAUAUUCAACAUGAUUCUCUCAGUUUGGUGUGCCAUAGCAGAGCAUAUCUUAUGAAAGUAUAAUGAGUUCAUAGCUCUUUAGAUGUUUGGACUCGAACAAUUGUGAACAGCUUGUGUACCAAUAUCAAUAUGGUUCCAAUUCGGGAAAGAGUAAGAAAGGCAAAUGGAAAUUUCUAAAUAUUAUAAGACUUUGGUGUUGAGUGAAUUUCUGUACUUUUUUU